This is a messenger RNA of Diceros bicornis minor, 408 nucleotides long. RefSeq names its product smoothelin-like. The transcript has a single exon. The record is from RefSeq and is a predicted model, not a curated record. Lineage: Eukaryota; Metazoa; Chordata; Mammalia; Perissodactyla; Rhinocerotidae. Bases 1 to 255 code for a protein of 84 amino acids.
AUGGAAGACCAGCAGGCUACGGCAGUGAAAAGACCUCCAGGUGGAGGGUCGCCGCAAGAGGCGGGGCCAACGCUGACAAGCACCCCCGUGCCCCCUCCCCGCAGGAUGCUGGUGGACUGCGUGCCCCUGGUGGAGGUGGAUGACAUGAUGAUCAUGGGCAAGAAGCCCGACCCCAAGUGCGUCUUCACCUAUGUGCAGUCGCUCUACAACCACCUGCGGCGCCACGAGCUGCGCCUGCGCGGCAAGAAUGUUUAGCCUCCCCGCCCCCACUGCCCGCCUGCGGCAAGCUGCCUCCACCAUCCAGGCACCAUCCCCUCCCUGUGCGCCUGCCCAUCGCUGCCCUGUCUGUCGCGACACCCUCCCCCGCAUACACACGCAGCGUUUUGAUAAAUUAUUGGUUUUCAACGA